CUCACACGCACACUCCUCACAACUCACCACAUCACCACACUCACCACUCCACCCACUCCACUCACUCUCACUAACCACACUCUCACAAUAAGCACAUCACUCACACUCAUCACUCUCUCACUCACUCUCACACUCACCACUCACUCUCACUCACUCACUCACUCUCACUCACUCACUCUCACUCACUCUCUCACUCUCACUCACUCACUCACACUCACUCACCACUCACUCUCACUCACUCACUCUCUCACUCACUCACUCACUCACACUCACUCACUCUCACUCACACUCUCACUCUCACACUCACUCACUCUCACUCACACUCACUCA
Molecule: messenger RNA, 330 nt
Organism: Pomacea canaliculata
Lineage: Eukaryota; Metazoa; Mollusca; Gastropoda; Architaenioglossa; Ampullariidae
Exons: 4
Source: RefSeq, a predicted model, not a curated record